Plasmodium fragile is the source of this 1374-nucleotide messenger RNA. RefSeq lists its product as uncharacterized. The transcript is spliced from 2 exons. The record is from RefSeq and is a predicted model, not a curated record. Lineage: Eukaryota; Apicomplexa; Aconoidasida; Haemosporida; Plasmodiidae. The coding region runs from base 1 to 1374 and encodes 457 amino acids.
AUGUUCCAUCGGGCGAGCGCGACCCUCUUCGCCUGUUUAUGUUACGCCCUGACGCUUUAUAACAUCCCGUCCAAGUAUGCGCAUGCGGUUAGCCCCAAAAGGCAAAUCACAAACCCAUUUUUCCUACCCACACAUUUUAACGGAGUCUUCAGUCCCAGCAGGAAAACAUUUCACAUAAGAAACGCUAAUAGGAAGGGUUGUGCUGUUACUGUGCCCACUUACACCACGGAACAUGGUGAAGAGAAGAAAUAUAUAGAGGCGUACUACUCCGAGGGCGAGAGAGCCAAGUGCUCCCCGCUCCACUCACAAGGGGGUGACGUCGCCCCUGGGGCAGACACCAACGUAGGUGUUGUCAGAUUAACCGGGAAGAAGAAGCUAGACGAGCCCAACGAUAAUGCGAUGAAAGAUGGACCGAAGCACGACAGUACAACAUCAGCAGUGAAUCCACCGCAGGAUGAACCGAUGAACUCAGGGAGAGAAACCCGAAUAGUAAAGUACGAACAGAAGGACCGUGUAAAGCCCCCCUUAAACGAGCCCCAAGCGGCUACUCACACCGCCAAAUAUGCUAACCAUGACAACGAUGCGAACGGUGUCACCACUUCGCCGAAGCAGGAAGAAGACCAGCCUCCCCCUGCCCCCGCGCAGCUACAACAAAAGAGGAAAAAAAAAAAAAUACAAAAUGAAGAGGUUCGGAAAAAGCUAUCCGAGCUAGCCAAACUCAGAUGGAGAGAUCAAGAAGAACGAAAAAAAUUGUUAAGAUGUAAAAAUCAAUUUAGGCAUUCUGAAAAAACGAAACAAUUAUUAUCAUACAAAAUUAAAUUAAAAUGGACAGACGAAAAUUAUCGCAAAAGCAUUAUUGAAAAAACCAGGAUAUUUAAUCAGGACGAAAAUACCAAAAGGAGGAAAUCAAUUUUACUUAGACAAAAGUGGAAAACAAAAGAGUUUCGCGACAAAAUGCUAAGUGGCAGGAAGCCCUUCACGUUGGAGAGGCGAAAGAGGAUCUCCGAGAUUAUUAAGCAGAAGUGGCGGGAAGACGAUUACAAGCAGAAAACGCUGCAGGCCAUAAAGGACAACUACAAGAAAAGGAAGUUGCAGGUGGGCCUCAACCCCAACUUUAACUACGUCCAAAACGCCAUGCUCUUCAAGCGGCUCGGACUCAUCGCCCCCAAAAUAAGAUUCUUCCCCAGCAUUCACAGGGAAAAGCUCCGCGGGAAAAAAAAAAGAAAAAAAAAGAAAAAGGAGGGAAAGGACCCAGAGAACUACAAGGAGAACUGGAGAAACAUCUACGACAGUCUUUUGGACACAAAGGAGUUUGAGCAUUCGCUGGUCUACAUGAACCACGUCGGCAACUUGAGCGUCAGCACAAAUACGUGA